GUCUGUGCACAUUCGAACGCCGUCCAAAAGACUUCUGCGGCACUCUGUUCUAUUUAUGCCCAGAAAUUCUUCAACGGAAGGAAUAUGACGCUUACUGCGAUUGGUGGGCGUUUGGAAUUGUAUUAUACCAGAUUUUGUUCAAAAAAACUCCAAUGAAAAUUUACGUGGAAAAUCUUAUGAGCUUUGAAGAUUUCAAGAUAUUGCCGAUUACCGAAAGAAUCAAAAUUGCUGAAGAAGUGGAGUUAAAGUAUCCUUUUGAAUUAUCAGAGGAUGCCAAACAAAUAAUCCAGAAUUUGUUACAGAAAAAUCCUGAAAAACGUCUUAGAGAAAGAAAAAUCAAAAAACAUAAAUUUUUCGAUGAUGUGCAGUGGCCAAUAAUGCCCAAGACUUGAAUUUUUACUUAAGAUAUUCACAAAAUAUUUUGAAAGGAU
Messenger RNA from Centruroides sculpturatus (bark scorpion), 431 nucleotides. RefSeq names its product serine/threonine-protein kinase gad8-like. The coding region runs from base 153 to 392 and encodes 79 amino acids. Lineage: Eukaryota; Metazoa; Arthropoda; Arachnida; Scorpiones; Buthidae. The transcript is spliced from 5 exons. The record is from RefSeq and is a predicted model, not a curated record.